Messenger RNA from Rana temporaria (common frog), 1505 nucleotides. Its product is annotated as pancreatic triacylglycerol lipase-like. The coding region runs from base 66 to 1466 and encodes 466 amino acids. NCBI's taxonomy places the organism in Eukaryota, Metazoa, Chordata, Amphibia, Anura, Ranidae. Gene Ontology annotation, molecular function: triacylglycerol lipase activity; protein binding. Gene Ontology annotation, biological process: lipid metabolic process. The record is from RefSeq and is a predicted model, not a curated record. The transcript has 13 exons.
AUAUAUAGUUUCAGAGACAUCUGUUGAGUGCCAUUUCCAGAGCAGCAGCUGUGGAAUUGUACAAGAUGAUCGGAAUACUACCCAUCCUGUUCCUGGUGGGAGCCGUCAAAGGUGGAGAGGUCUGUUACUCCAGAAUCGGAUGUUUUACGGACAAUGUCCCCUGGUCUGGCACAGUGGAGAGAUUGUCUGCCCAGUUACCCUGGUCUCCAGAGAAGAUUAAUCCCCGAUUUCUGCUUUAUACCAAGGCCAACAACAACAACUUUCAGGAAAUUAGCGCAGUGAACCCUUCCACUAUUUCUGCCUCAAACUUUAGGACAAACAGGAAGACCCGAUUCAUCAUUCAUGGCUUCAUCGAUAAAGGAGAAGAGAGCUGGCUGAGUAACAUGUGCAAGACAAUGCUGCAAGUGGAAGAUGUGAAUUGUAUCUGUGUGGAUUGGGUGGGAGGAUCCCGCACCCUCUACAGCAUAGCAGCUAAUAAUAUCCGAGUUGUGGGGGCCGAAGUGGCCUAUUUUGUGGACAUUCUCCAGAAAAACUUUGGCUACGCUCCCGCAAACGUGCACGUCAUCGGACACAGUCUGGGCUCCCAUGCUGCAGGAGAAGCUGGCAAGAGGAAGAGAGGAAUCGGCAGGAUUACUGGUCUGGAUCCAGCUGAACCCUAUUUCCAGGGAACCCCAAGCGAGGUCAGACUGGACAUUACAGAUGGAAAUUUUGUUGAUGUAAUCCACACAGAUGCUGGUCCGGUGAUCCCCAAUCUCGGUCUUGGGAUGAGUCAGGUAGCCGGACAUUUGGACUUUUUCCCGAAUGGAGGAGAGCAAAUGCCUGGAUGUUCCAAGAACGCCCUCUCUCAGAUUAUUGACCUCGAUGGUAUCUGGCAAGGUACCCGGGAUUUCGUAGCUUGCAAUCACCUAAGAAGCUAUAAGUACUACACAGAGAGCAUUCUGAAACGUGAUGGCUUUGCAGGAUACCCCGCCUCCAACUACAACACUUUCACCUCUGGCACCGGGUUCCCAUGUGCUAGUAGUGGAUGCGCCUUGAUGGGUCACUAUGCUGAUUCCUACACCAAGGUCACUUCUUCAAGCCAGAGGUUCUACUCCAACACUGGAGACCAGAACAAUGCCUUUUCACGUUGGCGUUACAAGGUGAGCGUGCAGACUACCGGAGCCAGCGUGCAGGGAUACUUUCACGUUUCUCUCUUUGGCCCCAAUGGAAACACUCGUCAGUAUCAGGUCUACAAGGGAAGCAUUAGCUCAUCCAAUACCUAUUCAGGCUUCAUUGACGUGGAGAUGGAUCCAGGAGCUCUGAACAGAGUAAAGUUUGUCUGGAACAACAAUGUUAUUAAUCCUCUAUUUCCCUCAAUUGGAGCCUCCUCUAUAACGGUACUGGAUGGCAGAAAUGGCAGAUCGUACCGUUUCUGUGGCAGUGGAACAGUGAGAGAAGAGGUCCUCCAGACUCUGAACCCCUGUUAAAAUGUAAUUUGUUUCUACAAUAAAGAUUUGUUCUGAAAA